UGUAAUCUUGUAUGGUAUAGCUUCAAAGAAAGUAUAUUUUAAAGAUACAUUAUGUUCUCCAUUGUAUUAAAAAACAACUACCUUAAAAAGGAACUGAUUAAUAGGGGAAAAAAACAAUUAAUAUUGAGCGCUUCGAGAAGCACUUCUGCAAAACAAUAUCAUUAUCUUGAUGAAUAUCAAUAUCUUGAAAAAAGUAAAACUCCUACAAUGCAUUUUCAAUCUUCUCUACCACGUUUACCGAUUCCUGAAUUAAAAGAUACAUGCAGGAGAUACUUAAAUGCACAAAAACCAUUAUUGUCAAAUGAAGAAUUAAAUAAAACUGCAAUUUAUGUUGAUGAGUUUCUCACCAAAGAUGGAAUUGAAUUACACGAAGAACUGCUUAAGAUAGAUAAACAGAAUUUUCAUACCAGCUAUAUCAGUGGACCUUGGUUUGAUAUGUAUCUACGUGACCGUAAACCUAUACCCAUUAAUUACAAUCCCUUCUUGGUACUUGAACCAACAUCUGAUCCAAAUUAUAACACACAAUUAGUAAAAGCAACAAAUCUAGUUAUAUCAUCAUUGAGAUUUAUGAAAUCAUUGAAAGAGAACGUGUUAAGGCCAGAAGUAUUUUAUUUAAAUCCUGAAACUUCUAAUAACAAGCUAUAUCAUAUGGUUACAAGAUUACUGCCAUCUCAAUAUAAUUGUUAUGGAUCUUAUUUGUUUAAGGCUUAUCCACUGGAUAUGUCUCAAUAUCACCAUCUGUUUAAUACAACAAGAUUACCAAAAACAACAAAAGAUGAAAUUUAUCAAGACAUAUCUGGAAAACACAUAAUUGUAAUGAGAAACGGUCAUUUCUAUUGUUUGGAUGUAAUAGAUGAAAAUGGGUACAUUCAUGAACCAAAGACAAUAGCAGCUUGCUUGAAGUCUAUAUUGGAAAACAAAGUAACAAACAAUGAAUCUCCUACUGGAAUACUUACAACAUCAGAACGUAACAUAUGGGCUGAUACAAGAACAUAUUUGUCUCAAAUUGGUAAUCAAGAAAUUUUACAAAAAAUAGAUUCUGCUAUAUUUAUGAUGGCAUUGGAUGACAUCAAUAUUGGCACUAAUUAUAAUAAACUAAUUGAAACAUAUCUCCAUGCGGAUGGAACAAACAGGUGGUUUGAUAAAUCAUUUUCUCUAAUUGUUACACAGGAUGGAUAUGCUGGAAUAAACUUCGAGCAUUCGUGGGGAGAUGGGGUAGCUGUAUUAAGGUUUCUUAAGGAUGUAAACGAUGAUAUAACUAAACGACCAAAAUUCCAUCCUGAUGAUGUUAAUCAUCUUGAAAACGGUGCACCGAACGUUAAAAAACUUGAAUUUAUUAUCGACAAUAAAGUACAAGAUAUUAUUCGCGCAGAGAAAAAACGAUUUAAAACGUGGACUAAAGAACUUAGUAUUGAUCAUAUGAUAUUCAAUGAAUUUGGUAAAACUCAAUGUAAACAAUUUGGUGUAAGUCCAGAUGCAAUUAUGCAAUUGGCUUUCCAACUAGCUUUAUAUUAUCAAAAAAAUUGUGCAGUACCAACAUAUGAAUCAUGUAGUACAUCUGCAUUUAAACACGGUCGAACGGAAACUCUAAGGUCUUGUACAAUGGAAACUAAAACAACAUGUGAAGCCAUAGUUCGAAAAAAUAGCAAUUUGUCUAUGUUUGAACUGAAAGAGUUAAUAAUGAAUUGUAGCAAAGUACAUAAUAAACUAACUAAAGAAGCUGUUAUGGGACAAGGAUUUGAUAGACAUUUAUUUGCAUUAAAACAUAUUUCAGAGCGUUCAAAUGCUCGAAAACCAGCUAUUUUUGCGGAUCCAGCAUAUGAAAAUAUAAAUCAUAAUAUUUUGUCUACGUCUACUCUUUCAGAUCCAGCUAUAUGCGCUGGUGGAUUUGGACCAGCAGUAAAUAAUGGAUACGGAAUUGGAUACAUGAUCCAAGAUGAAAGACUGGGUGCCGUUGUGACAUGUUAUAAAAAUAAUUGUAACGUGAACGAAUAUGUAAAUUGCUUGAAGCAGGCAUUUGAAAGUAUUCAUCAAAUAAUGGUCCACAAAAAAUGACACUUUCAUGUGUAUAUACUCGAUAUACGAGUAAUAUUACAUUAAGCUCUAUGGUUAACAGUAUAUAUAUA
Molecule: messenger RNA, 2126 nt
Organism: Megachile rotundata (alfalfa leafcutting bee)
Lineage: Eukaryota; Metazoa; Arthropoda; Insecta; Hymenoptera; Megachilidae
Gene: CPT2
Product: Carnitine palmitoyltransferase 2
Biological process (GO): fatty acid beta-oxidation
Cellular component (GO): mitochondrion
Molecular function (GO): carnitine O-palmitoyltransferase activity
Source: RefSeq, a predicted model, not a curated record